This is a messenger RNA of Anopheles marshallii, 5040 nucleotides long. RefSeq names its product clathrin heavy chain (gene Chc). Gene Ontology annotation, molecular function: clathrin light chain binding; structural molecule activity. Gene Ontology annotation, biological process: intracellular protein transport; receptor-mediated endocytosis. The record is from RefSeq and is a predicted model, not a curated record. Lineage: Eukaryota; Metazoa; Arthropoda; Insecta; Diptera; Culicidae. The transcript has 6 exons. Bases 1 to 5031 code for a protein of 1676 amino acids. Gene Ontology annotation, cellular component: clathrin-coated endocytic vesicle; clathrin complex; clathrin coat of coated pit.
AUGUCGCAACAACUUCCGAUACGCUUUCAGGAGCAUUUACAGCUCACCAACAUCAACAUCAAUGCGAGCUCGAUCUCGUUCACCAAUCUGACGAUGGAGUCGGACAAGUUCAUCUGCGUCCGGGAGAAGGUGGGCGAGACGGCGCAGGUCGUUAUUAUCGACAUGAAUGACGCACAGAAUCCGAUCCGACGGCCGAUCAGUGCGGACUCGGCAAUCAUGAACCCGGCGAGCAAGGUGAUCGCUCUGAAGGCGCAGAAGACGCUGCAGAUCUUCAACAUCGAGAUGAAAUCGAAGAUGAAGGCGCACACGAUGACGGAAGAGGUCGUGUUCUGGAAGUGGAUCACCCUCAACACGCUGUCGCUGGUGACGGAAACGUCCGUGUAUCAUUGGUCGAUGGAAGGGGACUCGACGCCGAUCAAGAUGUUUGAGCGCCAUUCGUCGCUGAACGGCUGUCAGAUCAUCAACUAUCGUACCGAUCCGAAGCAAGCAUGGCUGCUGCUAGUUGGUAUUUCGGCACAGCAGAAUCGUGUGAUUGGCGCGAUGCAGUUGUACUCGGUAGAGCGCAAAGUUUCGCAAGCGAUCGAAGGUCAUGCCGCCUCGUUUGCCACCUUCAAGAUGGAGGAAAACAAGGAACUGUCGACGCUGUUUUGUUUCGCCGUCCGGUCGCAAACCGCUGCCAAACUGCACAUCAUUGAGGUUGGCACACCGCCGGCCGGCAAUGUGGCGUUUACCAAGAAGGCGGUCGAUGUGUUUUUCCCGCCGGAGGCACAAAGUGAUUUCCCUGUAGCGAUGCAGGUAUCGCCCCGGUACGAUGUGAUUUACCUGAUCACCAAGUACGGCUACAUCCACAUGUACGACAUCGAGACGGCGACCUGCAUCUACAUGAAUCGUAUUUCGGGAGAUACCAUCUUCGUGACGGCACCGCACGAAUCGAGCGGUGGCAUCAUUGGUGUGAAUCGCAAGGGUCAGGUGCUUUCGGUGACGGUCGACGAGGAGCAAAUCAUCCCGUACAUUAACACCGUGCUCCAGAAUCCAGACCUUGCGUUGCGUAUGGCGGUGCGGAACAAUCUGUCCGGUGCGGAAGACUUGUUUGUCCGUAAGUUUAACCAACUGUUCCAGAAUGGACAGUUCGCGGAGGCUGCGAAAGUGGCUGCGAUUGCACCGAAAGGAAUCCUGCGUACGCCGCAAACGAUCCAAAAAUUCCAACAGGUGCCGGCCCAGCCGGGAACGAACUCACCACCCUUGCUGCAAUAUUUCGGCAUUCUGCUCGAUCAGGGCAAGCUGAACAAGUACGAAUCGCUCGAACUGUGUCGCCCGGUAUUGGCGCAGGGCCGCAAGCAGCUUUGCGAGAAGUGGCUGAAGGAGGAGAAGCUUGAGUGCAGCGAAGAACUUGGCGAUCUGGUCAAACCGUCCGAUCCCACACUCGCUCUUUCCAUCUAUCUGCGCUCGAACGUACCGAAUAAGGUGAUUCAGUGUUUCGCCGAAACAGGCCAGUUCCAGAAGAUUGUACUAUACGCGAAGAAAGUCAACUACAGUCCGGAUUACGUGUUCCUGUUGCGUUCGGUGAUGCGGACGAAUCCGGAGCAGGGCUCUGGGUUUGCGAGCAUGUUGGUAGCGGACGAGGAACCGUUGGCUGACAUCAACCAGAUCGUGGACAUCUUCAUGGAGCAGAACAUGGUACAGCAGUGUACGGCGUUCCUGCUCGAUGCUCUCAAGAACAACCGUCCCGCGGAAGGAGCACUGCAGACGCGUCUGCUCGAAAUGAACCUCAUGUCGGCACCGCAGGUCGCCGAUGCUAUACUUGGCAAUGCCAUGUUUACGCACUACGAUCGUGCACACAUCGCGCAGCUGUGCGAGAAGGCCGGUCUAUUGCAGCGCGCACUGGAACACUAUACCGAUCUGUACGAUAUUAAGCGUGCGGUCGUCCACACUCAGCUGCUGAACGGUGACUGGUUGGUAGGAUUCUUCGGCACACUCUCAGUGGAGGAUUCGCUCGAGUGUUUGAGGGCGAUGCUGACUGCAAACAUUCGUCAAAAUCUGCAGAUCUGUGUACAGAUUGCGACCAAGUACCACGAGCAGCUGACAACCAAGGCUCUGAUCGAUCUGUUCGAGAGCUUCAAGAGCUACGAAGGGUUGUUCUAUUUCCUGGGCUCGAUUGUAAACUUCAGCCAAGAUCCGGAGGUGCACUUCAAAUACAUUCAGGCCGCUUGCAAGACCAAUCAGAUUAAGGAGGUGGAGCGUAUCUGUCGCGAGUCGAACUGUUACAACGCGGAGCGCGUGAAGAACUUCCUGAAGGAGGCAAAGCUGACCGAUCAGCUACCGUUGAUCAUUGUGUGCGAUCGGUUCGAUUUCGUGCACGACUUGGUGCUCUAUCUGUACCGCAACAGUCUGCAGAAGUACAUUGAGAUCUAUGUGCAGAAAGUGAAUCCGUCGCGAUUGCCGGUGGUCGUAGGAGGUCUGCUGGAUGUCGACUGCUCGGAGGACAUUAUAAAAAACUUGAUACUGGUCGUAAAGGGACAGUUCUCCACGGAUGAGUUGGUAGAGGAGGUGGAGAAACGUAACCGUUUGAAGUUACUGUUGCCGUGGCUGGAAUCGCGCGUUCAUGAAGGAUGCGUUGAGCCGGCGACGCACAAUGCACUCGCUAAGAUCUACAUCGAUUCGAACAACAAUCCGGAGCGUUUCCUGAAGGAGAAUCAGUUCUAUGAUAGCCGAGUAGUAGGACGCUACUGUGAGAAGCGCGAUCCGCAUCUGGCGUGCGUUGCGUACGAGCGUGGCCAGUGCGACCGUGAGCUGAUCGCGGUUUGCAACGAAAAUUCUCUGUUUAAGUCAGAGGCCCGCUAUCUGGUGCGCCGCCGUGAUGCAGAAUUGUGGGCGGAAGUCCUCUCCGAGGCGAAUCCUUACAAGCGUCAGCUAAUCGAUCAGGUCGUCCAGACUGCCUUAUCAGAGACGCAAGAUCCGGACGAUAUCUCUGUUACUGUGAAGGCAUUCAUGACGGCUGAUUUACCAAACGAGCUAAUCGAGCUUUUGGAGAAGAUCGUGCUUGAUUCAUCGGUGUUCUCCGAUCAUCGUAAUUUGCAAAAUCUACUUAUUUUGACGGCAAUCAAGGCGGAUCGUAGCCGCGUUAUGGAUUAUAUCAAUCGUUUGGACAACUAUGAUGCACCUGAUAUUGCUAACAUUGCUAUCAAUAACGAACUGUACGAGGAGGCAUUUGCGAUAUUCAAAAAGUUCGACGUCAACACUUCGGCUAUUCAGGUGCUGAUCGAGCAGGUGAACAAUCUGGAGCGUGCGAACGAAUUUGCAGAGCGCUGCAAUGAACCGGCCGUGUGGUCACAGUUGGCUCGUGCCCAGCUUCAGCAAGGGCUGGUGAAAGAAGCGAUCGAUAGCUACAUCAAGGCGGAUGAUCCGAGCGCCUACAUUGAUGUGGUCGAAACGGCCAGCAAGAAUGAUUCGUGGGAGGAUCUGGUACGCUAUCUGCAGAUGGCACGUAAGAAGGCCCGCGAGAGCUACAUUGAAAGUGAGCUGAUCUACGCGUAUGCCCGUACCGGUAGGUUGGCCGAUCUGGAGGAAUUCGUGUCGGGACCGAACCAUGCCGACAUUCAGAAGAUCGGCGAUCGUUGCUUCAACGAUCGUAUGUACGAGGCGGCGAAGCUGUUGUAUAACAACGUAAGCAACUUUGCACGGCUCGCCAUCACGUUGGUGCAUCUGCGCGAGUUCCAGGGUGCUGUGGAUGGGGCCCGUAAAGCCAACUCUACACGCACCUGGAAGGAGGUGUGCUUCGCCUGCGUAGACGCGGAAGAGUUUCGUCUGGCGCAGAUGUGUGGCCUUCACAUUGUGGUACACGCGGAUGAGCUGGAGGAUCUGAUCAACUACUAUCAGGAUCGGGGAUACUUUGAGGAGCUGAUUGGGCUGUUGGAGGCCGCCCUUGGACUGGAGCGGGCGCACAUGGGCAUGUUCACCGAGUUGGCAAUUCUGUACUCGAAGUACAAACCGGCCAAGAUGCGUGAACAUCUCGAGCUGUUCUGGUCGCGCGUAAACAUUCCGAAGGUACUGCGUGCCGCCGAACAGGCGCACCUUUGGUCGGAGCUCGUGUUCCUGUACGACAAGUACGAGGAGUACGAUAAUGCCGUGUUGGCCAUGAUGGCACAUCCGUCCGAGGCGUGGCGUGAAGGUCAUUUCAAGGAUAUCAUCACGAAGGUGGCUAACAUCGAGCUGUAUUACAAGGCGAUACAGUUCUAUCUGGACUAUAAGCCGCUGUUGCUGAACGAUAUGCUGCUCGUGCUGGCACCCCGCAUGGAUCACACCCGUGCGGUCAGUUUCUUCACCAAACAGGGUCAUCUGCAGCUGGUCAAAACCUACCUGCGCUCGGUCCAGAGCCUCAACAACAAGGCAAUCAAUGAAGCACUCAACGGAUUGUUGAUCGACGAAGAGGACUAUCAGGGUUUGCGGACAUCCAUCGACGCGUUCGACAACUUUGACAACAUUGCGUUGGCGCAGAAGCUCGAAAAGCACGAGCUUACAGAAUUCCGUCGCAUUGCCGCCUACCUGUACAAAGGAAACAACCGCUGGAAACAAAGUGUGGAGCUGUGCAAAAAGGACCGUCUUUUCAAGGACGCAAUGGAAUACGCGGCCGAGUCCCACCAGGGCGAGUUAGCGGAAGAGUUGCUCGGAUGGUUUUUGGAACGGGGCGCAUACGAUUGCUUCGCGGCAUGCCUAUUCCAGUGCUACGAUUUGUUGCGGCCCGAUGUAAUACUAGAACUCGCAUGGCGUCACAACAUCAUGGACUUUGCGAUGCCUUAUAUUAUUCAGGUGACGAGAGAAUAUACCUCCAAGGUGGACAAACUCGAAGCGUCCGAUGCGGAACGACAGAAGGAGGGUGAAAGUACCGAACACAAAUCGAUCAUCAUGCCCGAACCGCAGCUCAUGCUGACAGCUGGCCCCGGUAUCGGCAUGCCUCAGUAUGCGCCACAGUACGCUGGUGCGUACGUGCCGCCGCAACCAAAUAUGACCCCAUACCAGUACGGUGGUAUGUAAAAUUGCACG